This is a messenger RNA of Triticum aestivum (bread wheat), 1231 nucleotides long. RefSeq lists its product as uncharacterized. NCBI's taxonomy places the organism in Eukaryota, Viridiplantae, Streptophyta, Magnoliopsida, Poales, Poaceae. The record is from RefSeq and is a predicted model, not a curated record. Gene Ontology annotation, biological process: regulation of salicylic acid biosynthetic process. The transcript has 6 exons. Gene Ontology annotation, cellular component: nucleus. Bases 189 to 1202 code for a protein of 337 amino acids. Gene Ontology annotation, molecular function: sequence-specific DNA binding; DNA-binding transcription factor activity; calmodulin binding.
UGACAUAGUGUGAGAAGAGAAGAGCAAAAGGGGAGUGGAGGAGCACAAGAUAAAAUGGACCACAAGGGAGGGGGACAAAAGUCAUGAUGCAGUAUCCCACAGGAGACGAGUCAGUCUCUGAGUUUCCUAUGGCAAGUUAGAGGAGCCAAUCCACACAAAUCAGCCGAAGAACAGCUUGAGAGAUCUCCAUGGGGAAGAAGAGGAAAAAAGAUCAAUGGAGAGACGACACGAGCUCUUCCGAUAUCGAUCGGCGUAGGUCUUGCCACCGCCAGAAUGGUGAGACAAGCAGGCCAAAUGAUGGGAUGCCACCUCAAGAGGGGCUUUCAGACAUCUCCUUGGGUGACACGGUAAUCAAAUUGAUAGACGUCAUAGAGGUUAAAUUGAGCAUGGAGGAAAAAUUUAAAAGAAAAUUUCAAAAGCUCAAGGAAAAGAGGAAAAAAGACAAGAACAAGCAUGAGGAAGAUCUAAGAGUACUCAAGGAAGACCUCAGAAAACUCAAGGAAGAUCACGAAGAGCUCAAAUUACAAAUCCAAGAGAUGCGAAAAGAAGAGUGUGCUGAAGUAAAUCAUUACAAGUCAUCCCAAUCUCAAAGAUCACAACUAAGCCAAUCAACAAGAUUUCGACUAGUAAUUGAAAAUAGUGUGGGCAGAACAAUUUACAAAAAGGAAACUGUAAAGACUGAGGGUGGUAGAGAUCACAUAAAAGUUGUCAUGUACGAUGGUGGCAAUCCAAUUGCAUCUGACCACCAUCUUGCUUCAGUAAGAGUUGAGCUAGUUGUCAUUGAAGGAGGGUUUGAUGAAAUGCGAGAUUCGUGGUCAAAAGAGGAGUUUGAGAAAAGCAUAAUAAAACCGCGAAGAACAACGACAUUGACAAGUCUAGUGAAAAAUUCUACAUUUAAUCUGAUUCGUGGGAGUUGUGACCAUAAAGAUGCCAUUAUUAUGGAUAAUUCGCAGCAAAGGGAAGUUAAGCUUGGAGUAAGGAUCACAGUGCCUACAGAAACAAGAGUUCUCGAAGGAGUAUCAAAUCCUUUUAAAGUGCAGGAAGGCAAGACGAAAAAGCCAGCACCAAAGAAAACGGGUAAAAAAACUUCUCCAGUUCCAACGCGAAACUUGGUACAGACGACCAGCACCACGCAACACAACAUGACCGUGGGAAGCAUUCAGGAUUUCCGGCUGAUGUUACUGCAGAUGAUAAUGGACUGAGUUAUCCACCAGCUACCAUGCCACCUGUU